This is a messenger RNA of Gossypium raimondii (Peruvian cotton), 2656 nucleotides long. Its product is annotated as DEAD-box ATP-dependent RNA helicase 37. The coding region runs from base 346 to 2157 and encodes 603 amino acids. NCBI's taxonomy places the organism in Eukaryota, Viridiplantae, Streptophyta, Magnoliopsida, Malvales, Malvaceae. The record is from RefSeq and is a predicted model, not a curated record. The transcript is spliced from 7 exons. Gene Ontology annotation, molecular function: RNA helicase activity; ATP binding; RNA binding. Gene Ontology annotation, cellular component: nucleus.
AAGAGAAAACUUUUUUGAUAAGUAAAAGAAAAAAAAGAAUAAAAAACGAAUAAUAAAUAUACAGAGGUUAGAGAGAGAAAGGAAGGUUUUUUUUUUAAUAAAAAAUAAAAAUUUCAUCUUUUAUUGCUUCUUCUCAGCUUUGUGUCUGCAUAACAUUAGGGUUUCUUUCUUUUUUCUUUAUUUUUCCCCCUCUAUUUGGAUCUUCAUUAUUUCAACGACAAAUUUCAGGGUUCUAUCAUUCUCCGGUUUUCAUCGUUUUCUGGGUUUGACGAAUUUUCAUAGUGGAUUUUGACUAAAAAAGGGUUUUGUUAAAAAAAUUUGGGAUUUUGGUGCUUGUGAAUUGUGAUGACUACACGAACAUCAUGGGCAGAUAUGGCUGCAAAUUCUGCAGCUGAGAAUGUAGGUUCUGGGUCUUCUUCUGCUAGCAAUAGCAAACCUGUUUAUGUUCCUCCACAUCUCCGUAAUCGUCCGCCUUCUGCUGACCCACCUGCUCCUACUUCCACUGGUCCUGCUUCGAGUAAUGACCGACCCGGACAAGGUGGAUCUCGUUGGGCUGCUCCCAGGAAUGAUUAUGGCAACCGGUCAGGAUAUGGUGGUGGUGGUCGACUUGGUGGGUGGGGUGGCAGAGGUGGUUGGGAUCGUGGGAGGGAUAGGGAAGUUAAUCCAUUUGGAAAUGAUGAUGCAGAUACAGAGCAGGCGUUUAGUGAGCAAGAGAAUACUGCAAUUAACUUUGAUGCCUAUGAAGACAUUCCCGUGGAGACAAGUGGGGACAAUGUGCCUCCACCUGUAAAUACCUUUGCUGAGAUUGACUUGGGUGAUGCUCUGAAUCUAAACAUCCGAAGGUGCAAGUAUGUGAAGCCGACACCUGUUCAGCGGCAUGCCAUCCCCAUUGCCCUUGCCGGACGGGAUUUGAUGGCAUGUGCUCAGACUGGCUCUGGAAAGACAGCCGCCUUCUGUUUUCCUAUUAUCAGUGGAAUUAUGAGAGGCCAGGUUCCACAAAAACCAUUACGUGGAGCACGUACAGUUUUCCCAUUAGCUCUUAUUCUCUCUCCUACCAGGGAGCUGUCAAUGCAAAUACAUGAGGAAGCCAGGAAGUUCUCUUACCAAACAGGUGUUAAGGUGGUUGUUGCUUAUGGUGGUGCUCCUAUUAAUCAACAGUUGAGGGAUCUGGAGAGAGGUGUUGAUAUUCUUGUAGCAACUCCUGGAAGAUUGGUAGAUUUGCUAGAGAGGGCUAGAGUUUCUCUACAGAUGAUCAGGUACUUGGCCCUUGAUGAGGCAGACAGAAUGCUGGACAUGGGUUUUGAGCCUCAAAUAAGAAAGAUUGUGGAACAAAUGGAUAUGCCUCCACCAGGUGUUAGACAAACAAUGCUAUUCAGUGCCACCUUUCCAAGAGAGAUACAGAGACUGGCCUCUGAUUUUCUUGCAAACUAUAUUUUCUUGGCUGUGGGGCGAGUUGGAUCAAGUACUGAUUUGAUUGUCCAGAGAGUAGAAUUUGUUCACGAGUCAGACAAAAGAAGUCACCUUAUGGACCUUCUUCAUGCUCAGAGAGCAAAUGGUGUCCAGGGCAAGCAAGCUCUUACAUUAGUUUUUGUUGAGACAAAAAAGGGAGCUGAUUCACUUGAACAUUGGCUGUGCAUGAAUGGUUUUCCUGCAACUACCAUUCAUGGUGAUAGAAGCCAGCAGGAAAGAGAACAAGCAUUACGGUCAUUUAAAACCGGUGCUACCCCAAUCCUAGUAGCAACUGAUGUGGCAGCUCGUGGUCUUGAUAUUCCUCACGUUGCACACGUGGUGAACUUUGACCUUCCUAAUGAUAUCGAUGACUAUGUUCAUCGAAUUGGACGUACAGGGCGUGCAGGCAAAACUGGUUUAGCCACAGCCUUCUUCAAUGAGAACAAUACUAAUAUGGCAAAGGCAUUAGCAGAUCUAAUGCAAGAAGCGAAUCAAGAGGUACCUGCUUGGCUCACUCGAUAUGCAGCUCGUUCAUUCGGAGGGAGGAAUCGUCGUCCUGGAGGAGGAGGAGGCCGAUUUGGUGGACGUGACUUUCGAAGGGAUUCAUCUUACAACAGGGGUGGUUCAGAUUACUACAGUGGAGGCAACAACAAUUCAGGUGGAUAUGGUGGAGGCUACGGCGCAAACGUUGCCAGUGCAUGGGAUUGAGUACACACUCAUUUAUUUCUACUAGUUUCAGCGUCUAAUAGUAGCAGAGCUUCCCUUUCUUUCAUAGGGACAAUUUUUUCUUUCUUGGGUUUUACUUAUAUUUUGCUAGCAACAUUAGUGAUUGUCGUUUUAUACGUUAGGAAGGUUUUUACAAGGUGUCGAAGGAGUCGAAGUUGUGUGUAUUGUGUUAGUAGGCAUUGGUGAAGAAAUUCUAACCAAAAAAUAGGGGUCACUUCUUACUCCUUUAUGUUUUGUUAGGUAAUGCAAUGGGGCUGUAGAAUAUGUUGUGGGAGAGAGGCAACAUAUUGUCUAUGUUACCUUAUACCUCUUCCUCCCCCUGCCGCUACUGGCGGUGGUGGUUGGUGGGGGUUUAAAUCUUGUUUACUAUCAGCUGUACUGUACUGUACUGUACUGUAAUGGUAUAAUUGUGAAAACAUGAAAUCUGGGGGCUCUAAGAUUGGACUUGCAGAGAAUAUAUAUGGAGCUUGUUUGUCAUUCA